Messenger RNA from Mizuhopecten yessoensis (Yesso scallop), 3826 nucleotides. Its product is annotated as protein pitchfork-like. NCBI's taxonomy places the organism in Eukaryota, Metazoa, Mollusca, Bivalvia, Pectinida, Pectinidae. The transcript has 6 exons. Bases 118 to 714 code for a protein of 198 amino acids. Gene Ontology annotation, cellular component: ciliary basal body. Gene Ontology annotation, molecular function: cytoskeletal protein binding. Gene Ontology annotation, biological process: regulation of cell projection organization. The record is from RefSeq and is a predicted model, not a curated record.
UUAGCAACAUUGUAAGCAAAGGAAGCAUAUCCUUUGCUGGCCAAAGGAGAUUAUUUCAGAUAGCAAUUUCUUUAUGAGAUUGAUGAUUAUCAAGUAGCGGCGGCAACGACAAAAAUCAUGGAAGUGGAGACAAAAAAGCCCAAGGUGGGUUUUAUGACCACCAUGGACAGGGAAAUGUUUCCAACAAAGAUGCCGUAUAACAGGUUUGGUAAUGAAAUAGCUCCCCUUCGAGGGGCCCCUCACCGCGGGCCAGGCUGCUAUGAAAAUGAAGAUAAAACCAGUUUUAUGUACAACAUUGAAAACAAAAUCAACAGCAAAAAGGGUUAUACUCUUGGAGCAAGAACAGCCGCUAGAAUUCCAUCUGGUCACGUGUUUGAAACCCCUUGUCCCACUGAAUAUCAAACACAUUGCACAGAAGCAAAACAGUUUGUUGAUGACAAGAAGCCAUUCUUGGUUGGUGCAGAAAGAUUCCCUAUUUACAAACGUGAUAUAGUAGAUGUCCUUCCAGGUGCUGGAACAUAUGAACAUCAAAUCCCGAAGAAUCGCAAGGUACAGUGGCACCAGUCAUUUGGAGGGACUCCCAUCAUGCUGCCUGAUAUAACUAUCAGGAGUACUAUAGACCAGAACACAGAAAAGCUGUACAGUACUAAGGAAGAAAAGAAAUAUCACAGGAAACUGGCUUACCUCAAAUUAUACUGGGAAAAAGGACAAUGAGAUUGCAGAGAGUAAAAAAAAACAAAAGAAACUUCAAAUCAUGGAUAUGGAUUUAUCGCCAUCAUAGUACAAGUUGUAUGAACAGUGUGACGAAGAAAGUUGAUCAGGGAAGAAACUACAAGUACGUUGCCACAUGAUCACUUUCCUUCAUUGUUAUUGUGUAUAUACAGGCUCAUUUGCUCAGUCGUUUUGAGUCUUCAAGUUGUUUUCUGGACAUACAGGUCUGGUGGUGAUCUUUUGGAACAAACAUAGGACUACUUUUGAGUGACAAUUGCGAGGAUACAAAAUGAUCUGUUUGUAGAAUCCAUUUUCGUUCAGAUGAAGUUUUUCAGUUGGUUUACAGACUUCAAAUAGAUCUCCAGGUUUUUAUAAUUGACUAUAAAUCCAAAUUCCAAUGUGAUACAAAAGUAUAUAUUCUUGACGAAUCCCGUUUCAAGUGUCUGUGAUAUGUUAAGUCUUAAAAUAGGUGUUUGUAUUUACUGAUCAUGAAAACUUUUUAAAACAUUUCUAGAAUUACUUUCACUUAUUGUAUAAACAUUGUAACGAGUUAUAUUUAAUUGAAGGCGAUAUUUUUUUUUACAUUUGUGUAAUAUUAACAAAGUGCAUUACUGCACAAUUUAUCAAGACAUUCUUAUCAAUUCAGCAUGUGCUUGUAUAUAAUCGGGGGGUUUUAAUUUCAUUUCAAUAAAUUUGUUUGUAUUUUACCUGAGCACUGUUAACAUGUUUAAAGGUUUUGUUACUUUUUUGUGAAAAACAAUACAUGUUUUAUGUUAAUAUAAAAAUAUGACAAUGUAAAAUAAAACAUAUAUCACAAGUAUGUGUGUACACGUCUUUCUGGAAACUUUUGGCAUUUCACUGAUCUUAUUUUGGAGAAGUGGAAAACGGUUUCACUUUUAAAAUAUUUCCGUGUUCUUGGACUUGGAUGAUGGCCCGCUCCUUAUAGCCUUGAAAAGCAUAUCCUGCCAUAAUAUUUCUGUCCUAUGUUAUUACGAUAUUGGACUUCAAGCUCAUUUAAAUUACUGAACACAAGACAGGUUGAUCAUGUAAUAAUUGUUUAUUACCUUUUAAACAACUUUCACUUCUGCAAACACAUAUAUUAUCUAUCGGCCCGGAGUGCUCCCCUGUACAUUAGGCACACGAAACCUUAGUAAUAUUUCCAUACAAAAGGUGAGUAGGGUAUCCUUGCACAAAUGGGGAUAUCAGACAAACAUUCUCACACAUGGCAUCAAGGACAUGCUCAUGCCAUUUUGAAUCAGUUCAAUAGUGUGAUGAAGAAAAGGUUUUGAUAUAUGGUUUUCAAUGCAUGUAACUGAAGUUUUGAAUGAAACAUUUUACUAUAUCUGCAUAUUUUUCAAUGAAAUUCAGGAACUUGAAAGUGUAAGCGUUUCUUAGUUGCCACUCGAUCCUUUAAAUACAUUUUUUUCGCAGGUAAAGCUAGCUGUUUGAAGUUUGCAAACUGCACCAGUGCAGUAUUUACUCCAGUGUCCAGUGGAGUUUUCCCCCACUACAAUGCGUAGUAUGACAACCACUUUUACAUUAAAAUCAAGUAUAUAUCAUACUGAAAAUGUUAUUAUCUGAACACAUACUCUAAACACAUUUUAACAAUAAUCUUGCUCCGGCAAAGAAUGUGAUUUUUCAGUUAUAAAGUGUGUUAUCAGUGCUAACAGACGGACAGUUGAUCAGGGUGAUAUGCAUACCUUAUGCUGAGGAACUUGACAAUCAGGAAUUAAGUGAUUUAGAACCAGGUCUUUUCCAAAAUUUGACUUCAUAUACAGAGUUGGCUUCCUGGGAAGUACCCAGAUGAGAUUAGAACCUCGUCUGUCAAGCCUGUGAACUGGGCGGGCUUUGGAUCACUAAGCACAGGCUUAUAUUAAGUAGAAUAUGGCUCAAUGUAUAUAUAGACGACGACUGCUGCUAUAUGUAUAUUUACUGCUGUUUGGUCACCAUUUAAUGACUUUUAUAAACAUUAUCAACUGCAACUCAAGAUCGCAAACUAUUGUUAAGGAAAUCCUGUUUCAACAAAAAUAUUGAAAUAUGAAAAUUGUUUUAUACCUACGUAGCUGAUAUUCUAAUGUCUAUAGCUGCCAUCUCAGGUAAAGGGAAUCUAUGCUAAGACAAUUGUAAAUAUAUCACAAAUAGAAAGAAAAAGAAUACAUUCACAAAUACAAUCAAUGUAUGAAAUAACGUAUACUGAAGAUUUUAACCGAAAUCGAUAAAAUUUCUACAAAAAGGGGCCAAGAGAAAAAGAAAUACAAAUUUGGUUGGACGGACAUUUUUUCAAGAUCUGCAGCCAGUAAUUUAUUCAGCUAUCAACUGUUCAAAAUAAUAUUAAAAAGCCCUAAGAAGGUAGGUACAGAAACUUAUAAAAAAUUCUCUUAUCCUUAUUUUUUUUCUCAGACGUGUAUUCUUUUGAUGGCACCUUUAUAUCAUAAUAGAAAGUUUAUUCUUUCUUUAUAUUUUUUAAUCUAUAAAAUUGAAAGUAAAAAUUUGAAAACUAAUUCUGUAUUCAGUGGGAUUUUUGAUGAUAGACAAGUAAGUUUGAGCUUUAUUAUCAACAUUAGUCUGCAACAUUAUUUGAGAGACAUUUUCUAAUGCAUUAACCUAUGUUAAUACAUGUAUGUUGUCUUACAUACUGUAUUCAUCACUCCCAAAUUAUUUUUUCAGGUUAAGCAUAAAAUUCAAAGGCAAGUAUUAUUGUUUAUAAACAAGGUUAUCUUGGAAGAUCUAUGGAUAGAGAUGAUAGGUGAUAGCAAAAAUGUUUUAUAAAAACAGAAGACAAAGGACCUUUAUAGGUGAAAAUAAAAUGGAAGCACCAGAGGUCACUCGGAACUAUUUUGGUGAUGCUAAAAUGUGUUAGGGUGACUGUCCUCCUCAUUGAUCAUUAAACAAGAAAGGUCUACACUAACUACUUGGGAAAGGAUUGACACAGGAAAAUGCUCUCAGGUUUACAAUAACAAGUCUGUCUGAGGUGGAGAUGGAUUUAUUUUAUUGUGGAUUGAUGAGAAACUCUGGAAACCAAUAUCAUAUUAAGUCAAAAUGUAUCCCCAGUACAGGGGAAGGAAGUUCAGCAUUAUUGUCAGUACUAAAUCAUUAGAAGCCAGAUAAAAAAAAA